AAGCUAUCAUUUCUGACCAGGUCGCUUCUUUAAAAUAGCUAUGUUGCUCAGUGGACCUUACCUGGUAAAAUAAAGAGUUUUAUCGGGUUCCCGAUGCGAAUGGAUGGCGAGGGGUCCCGGUAUUGAGGGGUCUCCGUCCAGCGCGUGGAUUCGCUCAGUCGAGCCGCGAGCUUUACUGGCUGAUGUAAUCCACCCUGGAAGUGGUGUCCCCCACGCUGCUCGGUAGCAAAAGCGCCCAGCAACGCUGGGCGCUUUGAAGGGCGCGGGUUCGUUGGGCCAUGACCACGAGCCUCGGGCUCGUGCUGGGUGUAGUGUCCCUGGAUGAGUAUCACGCAGAUCGAGCGCCGUUCGUCUCUGCCGGGUGUCACGCUCGGGGCAUCAUCGCUAUCAUCAUCAUAUGCGUGCUGCUGGGUGCUUUGCUGGGCGCAAACCCCGCGCUCUCCCUGCCCAUCUCUCCCUGCUUCACGGGCCGCCGCUGCGCUGCAAUGCCGUUCAUCGGGUUUCUCCGCUGCUGCUCAGCCUCCGCCUUUGUUGUGCUUGGUAUUUGGAUGCCUUAACCGCACAUGGAUUCCCGCGUUUGGCGUCAGAGCGACGGGGGCGGCGGCACCGGCGGGGGCCGCACGAUCGUGCGCCACCCGCGCCUCCUGCAGCAGCAAGCGCCCGAUGAGCCGCUCGCCGCGUCGCCGCACUCGCUCGUCCUCUCGCUCGACCAGAUCAAGGCUAUCCGUGCCAACAACGACUACUCGGAGCCGCCCACCGUCGUGCGCUCCAACAAGCCCCCCCACUGGGGGGGCGGCGGGGGCGCCGUCUCCUCCUCCUCGUCGUCGUCGCCGCAGCAGCACAAGGAGCGUACGCACGAGCGGCUGCCGAGCGGCGAGACGCCGCAGGGUGCCGCCGCGCACAAGGCCGCGCCGCCACCCCGCGGCGGUGGCGGCGCCCAGCAGCCGCCCCCCGUGCCCAGUCGCUCGGCCAGCGGCGGCAGCACCGCGUCGCGGACCAGCGCGGGCAGCGCCGGCUCGGAGCGGCGCCUGCUGGGGGGCGGCGGGGGAGCGCAGCACCGGCAGGGGCCCCCCUGGGAGGGAAUCGUCGUGCGCAGUCAGCCGCGAGCCGCUGCGCCGGCCCGCGGGACGACCGAGCCGAAACGGGAGCAGCGCCAACACCGUCAUGGGCACCAGCAGCGGCACGGCAAGGACGGGGGCGACCAGAAGUGCAAGGCGGGCGAGGAGGGCGGUGGCGGCAAGGAGCCGUGCCCCGAGUGGGGCCAGCACGCGUGCAUCUGCGAGCGGUGCGGGCGCUGCAAGUGCGGCGAGUGCGUGGCUCCGCGCGCGCUGCCCGCGUGCUGGCUGUGCGAGAAGCGCUGCCUGUGCUCGGCGGACGCGCUGCUCGAGUCGUGCACGUGCCUGUGCUGCGUCAAGGCGCUCUUCUACCACUGCUCGGACUACGGCGACGGCGACUCGAGCGACUCGUGGGCCGACAAGCCGUGCGCCGGCUGCAGCCAGUCGCGCUGUGGCCUGCGCUGGGCCAGCAUGGCGGCGCUCUCGCUGUGCCUGCCGUGCCUGCUGUGCUACCCGCCGGCGCGCGGGGCUCUCAAGCUGUGCCGCGCGGGGUACGACCGCCUCACGCGGCCCGGCUGCCGCUGCGAGAGCAGCAACUCGGUGCGCUGCAAGCCUCCGGAGGUGCCCCCCCGUAAGCCCAUCUGACUGCCCUCCCAAACUCUCGCCCACGCGACGAUGACCGCCGCCGCUGCCUCCUCACCUUCCUCCCUUCUUCCCGCGUCGCUCCGGGAUGUACGAGCCCUCGCGUAUCGGCGACCAUGAUGGCGGCGACGAUGGCGACUAUAAUAUUAAUAACAAAUAUUAAUAAUAAUAUUAAUAACGUUGGUGAUGAUGAUGAUGAUAUAACCACUGGCCCCCAUGUGGGCAAGACGGGGGAAACACGUGCCCCCAAUGACUGGCGCCAAAAGUGGACCUGGGAACCCCCGGCGUGGGAAUGUGGAGUUGGGGUCGGACGUGGUGAAUCCUCCACGCCGCGGCUCUCGGAGACCGCGUGACCGGACCUGGCGUUUGCGCCGAACCUGGAUGAGCGGAACGUGAGAUGGAAUCGGGACCCAGGGAGCCAACCGUGCAAGAGAAGCUGGAUUGG
Molecule: messenger RNA, 2142 nt
Organism: Petromyzon marinus (sea lamprey)
Lineage: Eukaryota; Metazoa; Chordata; Hyperoartia; Petromyzontiformes; Petromyzontidae
Source: RefSeq, a predicted model, not a curated record